ACUGUCAAUUAAAUAAAAGGGGUUUAUUGGGACGAGGACUCGGCUUCGUGCUGCUGGGGAAGUCUCGGUCAGAACCCCUGGUUCCUAAUAGGCCACAGCCCAGCAGUGAGCCGCAGCCAGCCAUUGGGGAACCUCUGGCUUAGCUGAACCAGCUAUGCAGGCCAAAGAAACCAUGUUCUGGUGCCCUGAGACAUUCCUUAAAGUCAACUGAAUCUCUUCCUACAGGUGUGUGUGUUACACAACCCUACUGGCCCGGCCCAAUCAAAAAUCUACUCCUUUCUCUUUCAGAAUUCAACCAGACAGUCCAGGGUUCUGGAAAUAUGACAGAAAAAGGCAGUCAAGAUCAGCUGCUGUUUCUCUUUCCAGAAUUUAACCAGCAAAGCCAGGGUGUGGGCCAGAUAGACGACUCUUGUGCCGAAACACCCAGCAAGAAGAUGAGGCGCAACCGCUUUAAGUGGGGCCCUGCUUCCCAGCAGAUCUUGUACCAGGCCUACGACCGUCAAAAGAACCCCAGCAAGGAAGAGAGGGAAGCCUUGGUAGAGGAAUGCAACAGGGCAGAAUGCCUCCAGCGGGGUGUGUCGCCCUCUAAAGCACAUGGCUUGGGUUCAAAUCUGGUCACAGAAGUCCGCGUCUACAACUGGUUUGCAAACCGGAGGAAAGAAGAAGCUUUUCGGCAAAAACUCGCCAUGGAUGCCUACAGCACGGGUCAGCCUCACACCAUGAACCUCUUGCUGUCCCAUGGGUCACCUCACCACACUCAACCCAGCUCAUCUCCGCCCAGCAAAAUGCAAGGUAAGUCAAAACUAACACCUCUUGUUUGCAAAGGAGCUCAGACAUAGUAAACGGUUUUACAA
Messenger RNA from Thamnophis sirtalis, 854 nucleotides. NCBI's taxonomy places the organism in Eukaryota, Metazoa, Chordata, Lepidosauria, Squamata, Natricidae. The record is from RefSeq and is a predicted model, not a curated record.